CUAGGGGGCUUCUCUCACCGGGACACGGGACUCCCGGGAAGUGGACUGGCAGGAGAGGGGGCCCGCUUGCGUCGCUCCUGACCCAGUAGAAGACCCCGGCGCGAGGCGGCCUUUCAGGGCCGGGUGGGCAGGCGAGCCGACGCGGCGGCUGCAGCUGCGGAGACAGUGAGGAGUGUGUGGGAGAGGGGCCGGCAUAGGGGUUGGCACAGAGAAACCAUGGCCCCGCAAAACCUGGGCACCUUCUGCCUGUUGCUGCUGUACCUCAUCGGGGCCGUGAUCGCCGGGAGAGAUUUCUAUAAGAUCUUGGGGGUGCCUCGCAGUGCCUCUAUAAAGGACAUUAAAAAGGCCUACAGGAAACUAGCCCUGCAGCUUCAUCCUGACCGGAACCCUGAUGAUCCACGAGCACAGGAAAAAUUCCAGGAUCUGGGUGCUGCUUAUGAGGUUCUGUCAGACAGUGAGAAGCGGAAACAAUAUGAUACUUACGGUGAAGAGGGAUUAAAAGAUGGUCAUCAGAGCUCCCAUGGAGACAUUUUUUCACACUUCUUUGGAGAUUUUGGUUUCAUGUUUGGAGGAACCCCUCGCCAGCAGGACAGAAAUAUUCCAAGAGGAAGUGAUAUUAUUGUAGAUCUAGAAGUCACUUUGGAAGAAGUGUAUGCAGGAAAUUUUGUGGAAGUAGUUAGAAACAAACCUGUGGCAAGGCAGGCUCCUGGCAAACGAAAAUGCAACUGUCGGCAAGAGAUGCGGACCACCCAGCUGGGCCCAGGGCGCUUCCAGAUGACCCAGGAGGUGGUCUGCGAUGAGUGCCCUAAUGUGAAACUAGUGAAUGAAGAACGAACACUGGAGGUAGAAAUAGAGCCUGGGGUGAGAGAUGGCAUGGAGUACCCCUUUAUUGGAGAAGGCGAGCCUCACGUGGAUGGAGAACCAGGAGACUUACGGUUCCGAAUCAAAGUUGUCAAGCAUCCAAUAUUUGAAAGGAGAGGAGAUGAUUUAUACACAAAUGUGACAAUCUCACUAGUUGAGUCUCUUGUGGGCUUUGAUAUGGAUAUUACUCACUUGGAUGGUCACAAGGUACAUAUUUCCCGGGAUAAGAUCACCAGACCAGGAGCGAAGCUAUGGAAGAAAGGGGAAGGGCUCCCCAACUUUGACAACAACAACAUCAAGGGCUCUUUAAUAAUCACUUUUGACGUGGAUUUUCCAAAAGAACAGUUAACAGACGAAGCAAGAGAAGGUAUCAAACAGCUACUGAAACAGGGAUCAGUGCAGAAGGUAUACAAUGGACUGCAAGGAUAUUAAGAGUGAAUAAAGUUGGACUUUGUUUAAAAUAA
This is a messenger RNA of Pteronotus mesoamericanus, 1325 nucleotides long. It is a transcript of the gene DNAJB11, whose product is annotated as DnaJ heat shock protein family (Hsp40) member B11. Lineage: Eukaryota; Metazoa; Chordata; Mammalia; Chiroptera; Mormoopidae. The transcript has 10 exons. Gene Ontology annotation, cellular component: endoplasmic reticulum. Gene Ontology annotation, molecular function: misfolded protein binding. The coding region runs from base 217 to 1293 and encodes 358 amino acids. Gene Ontology annotation, biological process: protein maturation; protein folding. The record is from RefSeq and is a predicted model, not a curated record.